AUGGCUAGUCCGCCAGUUCUAGCUUUCGAUGCCGAGGGCCGUCCAGUGAAGUUCGAAACCUGGCUCGAUGACCUGCACCUGUUCCUACAGCUCACUGCCAAGGAAGAUAUCUCACUGUACGACCAUGCCCUAGGCCAUGCCACUGCCCCUGACUCGUCUGCUGACAGCACUCUGCGUUCCCAGUGGCAGACCCGUGAUGCGCACGCUCGCUUUGCUAUUCGCAACUCCUUGCCGCUAGACGAGCGCGAGCACUUCGGCCAGUGCAAGACUGCUAAGGACCUCUACACCGCUGUAGUUGCCCGCUACUCCUCACCCGCUUCUGCCACGCUAGGCCGCCUCACUCUCCCCUACCUGUUCCCCGACCUAGCCUCCUUUCACACUGUCGCAGACCUCAUCACCCACCUUAAGACUAGUGAGGCCCGCUUUCGCGCUGCUAUGCCUGCCGAGUUUCUCACUAGCAACCCCCCCCCGCUCUGGAUCACUCUCUACCACAUCGUCACCCGCCUCCCUGACUCUCUGCGCGUAGCACCUCUCGUGGCGACCCCCGCACCCCGUUCUUUGAGGGGUGUUCCCCUUCCCCCCUCCUCCCCUCUGUCGCCUCUGCUGCUGCUGUCGACCUUCUUGGUGCUGAGAAGGUCGGGACCGCGUCUGCUUCGAGCGGGCGCCGCAGGAACAAGGGGGGCAGGGGUGGGGGUGGUGGCGGAGGAGGUGGGGGUGGAGGCGGUGCGAGUGGAGGCGCGGCUGGGGAGACUAGUGGCGGCAGUGGGGGAGGAGACAGCAGCGGCGGGAGUGGUGGUGGAGGCGGCAGCGGAGGCGGAGGUGGUCGUGGCGGCGGCAGGGGUGGAGGUGGCCGGGGCGGCGGCGGUGGGGGUGGUGGUCGUGGAGGCACUGGCGGAGGGCAGAGUCAGCAGCCCGCCCCGACACUUCAGGCCGCCCGUGAGUGGUAUGCGCAGCGUAGCGUUACCUGCACACUUUGAUGCUAUUCUCACUGCCAUGUAUGCGAUGUCUAUUAGUGGAGAGGGUGCUCAGUACUUGCGUGUUCCGCCCGACCCGGGCAUUCAGGCCAGUCCGGCUGCCGCUCUAGGUGCUAGUGCGUCUGCUCCCACAGGUCCUGGUGAGGCCGCUGCCCUAGGUGCUCGUGCGUCCGUGCCCCCUGGUACUGAGUCGACUGCAGCACUGCACACCUUCACACUGGACUCAGGUGCUUCUCGCUCCUUCUUUCGUGACCGCACUGUCCUUGAGCCACUCGCUCGGCCAGUUGCUGUCUCCCUUGCUGACCCCUCUGGGGGUCCGGUCAUUGCGACCUCCUCCACUGUCCUUCCUUGUCCGGCGGUCCCGUCCGGCACGCUUUCACCCCUGCCUACGAGCGCGUGA
This is a messenger RNA of Closterium sp. Yama58-4, 1374 nucleotides long. The record is from the annotation of a GenBank genome assembly. Lineage: Eukaryota; Viridiplantae; Streptophyta; Zygnematophyceae; Desmidiales; Closteriaceae.